This is a messenger RNA of Oncorhynchus tshawytscha (Chinook salmon), 433 nucleotides long. RefSeq names its product cortexin domain-containing 1-like. The record is from RefSeq and is a predicted model, not a curated record. The transcript has a single exon. The coding region runs from base 85 to 267 and encodes 60 amino acids. NCBI's taxonomy places the organism in Eukaryota, Metazoa, Chordata, Actinopteri, Salmoniformes, Salmonidae.
CAUUCUCAGGAUGGUAGAGGUGUGUGUGUGUGCGGCGGAGGACAGUGACAACAUAGAGACCCAACGACAGCAGCAGCAGCAGGCAUGGAGGAGGGGGCCACUCCCGACCCAGAGUUUGUGGACGUGGACCAGGGCAUGACGCUGGCCUGUGUGGCCUUCCUCUGCCUUCUCCUGGUGGCCAUGAUCAUCCGCUGUGCCCGGGUCAUCAUGGACCCCUACAGCGCUAUACCCACCUCCACCUGGGAAGAGCAGCACCUGGACGACUAGCGGGGAUCAAGCUGUACUGUUACACAUAUAGCCACACCUGUGAGGGUGCAGACGCACAGGCACGUAGGGACAUGCACAUGAACGCAAGCGUGGGUAAACACGCACACGCACAAAAGAAAGGAGAGGACAAGAGAGGAGAGCUUGACCAGAGAGGAGAGUAGAAGAG